AAGCACUGGGUGCAACGUUUGUAAAAUGAUAUACACCAUACUGCCUACACCUCAGAUUUUAUAGUGGCACUACUACUACUGGUACCUGCAUUCUGGGCACUCUGAUUAUAAAGUGGAACAAUAAUAGUACAUCUGCCCAGAUAGGGUCAUACACCUGCCAUCAUUUAGAAAAAAAGAAACAAUCAGAAUGCAUUUCCACAAAACCAAACUUCAUGCCAUGACCUCCUCAGCAUGCCUCACAAUAACUGCAGCCCGUGCCUAUUCGAGCUUGCAGCAGUGGCUCAGAGCCUCCGCUUAACAAAGGGUUAAGUCCCUAUGCCGCUUGUUGAAUGAUCUCACAGCCGCUCACUGUCACAUUGUUUCUGCUGCUGUGUGCAGGAGCGGAGCCGCCACAGAGAGAGCGAGGCACUCACUGCUGCAGCACCACACACACAGAGCCAUCUCCCACUAUCCCGGGGAGGGGAAGGAAGGAGUCAGGGCUGCUGCUCUCAUUUAUAAUCCUGCUGCUGCCGCUGCCACUGCCUGUGGAAGUGAAGAUGGCGGCUCCCAUCCCCACCAAGCCAGGCACCGUCGGGGGAAUCAGCAAACCUGCUUCCCCCGAGCUGGAUUUCAGGUCAGGAGCACGGGUAGAGGAAUUAAACAAACUCAUCCAGGAAUUUAACAAACAUGAUCAGCGGGAAUACGACGAUCAGAGAGCCCUGGAGAUCCACACUGCGAAGGACUUCAUCUUCUCCAUGCUAGGCAUGGUGCAGAAACUAGACCAGAAGCUGCCAGUCGCUAAUGAAUAUUUGUUGCUUUCUGGUGGUGUCCGAGAAGGAGUCGUGGACUUGGACCUUGAUGAGCUAAAUGUGUAUGCCCGUGGAACAGACUAUGACAUGGACUUUACUUUGCUGGUACCAGCUUUAAAACUUCAUGACCGGAACCAGCCGGUCACACUGGAUAUGCGCCAUUCUGCUCUGUGUCACUCAUGGCUCAGCCUUCGAUUGUUUGAUGAAGGGACCAUUUCAAAGUGGAAAGAUUGUUGUACAAUAGUUGAUCAUAUCAAUGGGGCGACUAACUACUUUUUCUCCCCUACGAAAGUAGCAGAUUGGUUCCAUGAGUCAAUCAGCAUUGUCCUGUCAGAGAUUCAGAAGAAACCGCAGAGAGGGAUGCCUAAGGUGGAGAAGGUAGAGAAGAAUGGAACAAUCAUUUCCAUCAUUUUAGGUGUGGGGAGCAGUCGCAUGAUGUAUGAUAUUGUGCCUGUUGUCUCAUUCAAAGGGUGGCCAGCUGUAGCUCAAAGUUGGUUAAUGGAAAAUCAUUUUUGGGAUGGCAAAAUUACGGAAGAAGAAGUCAUCAGUGGCUUUUAUUUAGUGCCAGCUUGCUCUUUUAAAGGUAAAAAAGAUAAUGAAUGGAGGUUGUCAUUUGCCAGAAGCGAGGUGCAGCUAAAGAAAUGCAUUUCCAGUAGCUUAAUGCAAGCCUAUCAAGCUUGUAAAGCCAUAAUCAUUAAGCUUUUAUCAAGACCAAAAGCUAUUAGUCCGUACCAUUUGCGUAGUAUGAUGCUAUGGGCUUGUGAUAGACUGCCGGCUAAUUACUUAGCUCAGGAAGAUUUUGCUGCCCACUUCCUAUUGGGACUUAUUGAUGAUCUGCAGAAUUGCUUAGUCAACAAAAUGUGCCCCAAUUACUUCAUUCCUCAGUGCAAUAUGCUAGAGCACCUUUCAGAGGAGACAGUCAUGUUACAUGCCAGGAAGCUGUCUUCCGUAAGAUCAGACCCAGCAGAACAUCUCCGGACAGCCAUAGAGCACGUCAAGGCAGCCAACAGGCUUACCAUGGAUCUCCAGAGAAGAGGAAGCACCACUAGCAUACCAUCGCCACAAUCUGAUGGAGGCGGCGACAACCAGCCAGAUGAUCGGUUAGCCAAAAAAUUACAACAGUUAGUGACUGAGAAUCCAGGAAAAUCAAUCUCCGUCUUCAUCAACCCUGAUGAUGUAACCAGGCCUCACUUUAGGAUUGAUGACAAGUUUUUCUAAAACUCUCAGAUGCUUACAUUAAGAUUGGAUGUGUAGUCUGUGUGAUGUCUCUUGUUUUUUACAUAUCCAGCAUAGAUUGGAUCUGACAAGAACAAUAUGAACCUUUUUAAUCCUGUUUGUACAGGACUUUGCAACUUUUGAAACAGUAUAUUACUAUUUCAUAUGCUGCUUUAUCAUUUUUAGUUUUAAGGGAGAACAUAAGCCUUAAUGACCAUUUUAUGUUUGCUAUUGUCUAUUUAAUUUGUAUACAUGUUAAAAAGUCUGAUUUAUGUUUUGGGAAUAAAUUAAUCACAUUGGGCUUCCAUUGUUUUACAUAAGGCAAAGGCAACGUUUGGUACUCCCAGAUAGUGCUGAGUUACAUCUCUGACACUGCUGAACCUGUGUUGCCAGUCUCAGCUCUACAUUAUACACGGGAGACUUGUACGCUUGUGUUCUUCUUCCAAACAUAUUGUGUUUAUGGAGAAGUGCUCUCGAUUAAGUAUAUUUGUUGUUUCUAUACAAGAGGUCCUCAAACGCAGUUCUCCAGGUACCCCAACAGUAACAAAUUAGCACCUCAGCCAAUUUGAUUUAACAAUCUGUCCUGAGCAAUGGGUAUACCUAAAACAUGGACCGUUGGGGGUGCCUUGAGGACCGCAUUUGAGAACCUCUGCUCUAUACAGUUCUAAGAACAUGUUUAAAGCUAUAUAGGUAAAUGUGCAAAUAAACUCAUUCUAGUUAGAGAACUCAACAUCCUAUUAAAGUCUCAUUCAUUUUAUGUCUAAUUGGAAUGAUUCCACUUCUGUUCUGUUUUCAGAAGUUUCAAUCCAAAGAAUGUUUUAGAGCUUUUAAAUUAUUAAUUCUUUCUUUUCCUUUCUAGGUACAGUUUCUAUUGUAGAAAGGUGUAAAAAGUUCUGACUAUACACUGUACGUAAGAGCAUUGAUGCUAUUCUGCCUACAUACUUUAUUUACCACUGGAAUCUAUGGCAUGUUACAUCAGAGGUUUGCUGCAGGAUAUAAUACAGUACAUGCAAUAUAAUUUAUCUCUUAAGUAGAAUAUAAUUACAGAACGGUCUUGAAUGUUUGAAACAUUUUAUUUAGUAUAGAUUGUAGAGGUUCUGACGUUGUGAGGUACAUCAGACUUUGAGACCGAGUCUGUAGAAUUACUGUACAGCAAAUAAACAGAUACAGUUGAUGACAUUCAGCAAUUUUAUACACAGUCCUGUGAGACCGAAAGUGUAAAAUCUGUAAGAAACCUUUUCUACUGCAUUGUUUCAAGCAGCAGUUAUCCAGCAAUUAGCUCUCACAUGGACGUAUGGUGACAUUGUCUCCAUCAAGAUUAUCUGCUUCUUAAAUAUAUAUACAUUGUGCAGUGGUGAGCUGCACUAGUUAGUGAAUCAUGUUAAAACUUAAAAGGGAGAAAUAAACCGUGCCUAAUAGUGCUAGAACAGGCAUAAAACUGUGCAAAGUGCAAUCGGUAAAGAAUAUUGCUUAUCUUUAAAUCCGUCUGUUCCUGGGUGUGUCAUGAGUCCAACUGGACCAAAUGAAAAUAUGUAUAUAAAAAGAGAAAGUGUAGAUAAUAAUCACAACUUAGUGCAUAUUUCUUAAGACCAUAUAUCGGACAAUAAACUCUUGUUAAUAUAAGGUGGUAUAGUGCACCAUGGGUUUAAGUCGGAACUUAUAGUCCCAGUAUUUUAUACCCAAUACAAGAUAACUUAGUUAAACAAGAAUUUAUUAAUAAAAUAAAACUAUUGUGCAAGGAUAGAGCAAAAGACAAAUAGUAGGUGUCAAACGUACAAUAAUAGCGCUGAUCUGACCAGUCAAGGAGUCCAGGUAAUUAGGUCUGCCCCAGCGGGUUUCGUCUUAUGCAGUAGGUCAGACUUCAUCAAGGGAAAGUAUAUAUACUGAACUGAUUUAUACAGGCAUUUUUUUUCUUUUGUUUCCUGUCACUGUUGGCAAUUCUUCUAAUACAGGUGGCAUUCUAAGAGAGGAGAGAGACUAUGAAGGAGUUAUUUACAAAAAACAAAACAACAAAGGAGUUUUAGCAAUUCAGAUAAAGAGGACAGGUGACCCUAGAAAUGCAUCAUAAGUAUUACGCUUUAGGUCAACCAUUCAAUAUCAAAAACAAAUUUAUAUGUUAUUACUUAUUAAGGAAAUAAAUUAACCAUUUUUUUAUGGAAUACCAAUUUAUAAAUAAGUUAUUUAUGUAAGUGUUCUGUAUUGAUCUGGACUAUAUUUAAUCACCACUAGUAAAACCUGCACCGAAGAGAAAAUCCUAUAGUCUAUCUUUGGAGGACUCUGGAUCUCUCUUCUUUGAAAAAUAGCAAAAUCUACCAGAAUGCUGUCUUAUUAGGGGAAGGGCAGAGACAGCAGUUGUUGUUCUACUAAAGUUUAGAUCAGUGAUUCCCAAACUUUUUUGAAUCACGGCGCCCUAGAGUACAGAUUUUUUUUCAUGGCACCCCUAGGCCAAAAGUUUCUUAUCGAGAAAUGUUAUACAGGUUGAGUAUCCCUUAUCCAAAACGCUUGGGACCAGAAGUAUUUUGGAUAUCGGAUUUUUCCGUAUUUUGGAAUAAUUGCAUACCAUAAUGAGAUAUCAUGGCGAUGGGACCCAAGUCUAAGCACAGAAUGCAUUUAUGAUUCAUAUACACCUUAUACACACAGCCUGAAGGUAAUUUUAGCCAAUGUGUUUAAUAACUUUGUGCAUUAAACAAAGUGUGUGUACAUUCACACAUUUCAUUUGUUUCAUAUACACCUUAUACACACAGCCUGAAUGUCAUUUAAUACAAUAUUUUUAAUAACUUUGUGUAUUAAACAAAGUUUGUGUACAUUGAGCCAUCAGAAAACAAAGGUUUCACUAUUUCACUCUCACUCAAAAAAUUCCGUAUUUCGGAAUAUUCCGUAUAUCGGAAUAUUUGGAUAUGGGAUACUCAACCUGUAUUAAGUAAAUUGUGUUUUAAAUGUCAUCCUUAGGUUCAGUUGUGUCGUAAGGGACCAGAUAUGCUUCUGUUUCUCCACAAAUUUAUGAUUGGAAACUACAAGCACUGGUUUUGACUAUUUACAUUGACCAUAAAUAAUUUGAAUUGGUCAUGGACCACCAAUCCACCCCUGCAAGUGUAUCAGUGCCCCCAGUUUGAGAACCACUGGUUUAGAUAAAAAAGUUCAUUUCUGGUGCUAUACAUUUCAACAUUUUUAAUAAACUCCCCCUUCGUAUAUAAAUGCCACUGAGAACAAAAGUUGUACGCUUAAGUAUUUCCAAUUUUCCAAACUAAUGUUUAUGUGAACCAGACUCCAGGUAUAAUUUGCAAGAAUUAGCAGCUGUAUAUAUAGUUUAUGUUGAAUGCAGACAGCAGGAAGGCAUAGCAAUGCCUAGUCACUGAUGGAAUAAAAAUGUAUACAAACUAACAAUAAGCAUUACCAUAUAUGCAUUAUUUGCACUAAUGUUAGUCAUGUUUUAAUUGUUUCCUACCAUAAAUAUGUGUUUACUUUCUCUUAUAUAGAAUAAACUUGUUUUUUAUUUUACUGGUCUUGGUUCUCCUUUAAAUAUGAAGUAAUUCAUUCAUCCUGCUGAAAUCCUUUGUUCUCUUUGAUUUAUGUAUAAUAUGCGUGUUUCAUACAUCAUCAACCAGAGAAGAAACUUAUGUCAUUGUGUAUCUAUGUGCUGCUAUCAGACUCGAGAUGUAUAAUUGAUAUGCAUUUUUUUUCUCAUGCAAAUUAAAAAUGGAAAUCUA
Molecule: messenger RNA, 5710 nt
Organism: Pseudophryne corroboree (corroboree frog)
Lineage: Eukaryota; Metazoa; Chordata; Amphibia; Anura; Myobatrachidae
Gene: MB21D2
Product: Mab-21 domain containing 2
Exons: 2
Coding region: 330-2006 (558 amino acids)
Source: RefSeq, a predicted model, not a curated record